Messenger RNA from Cicer arietinum (chickpea), 996 nucleotides. RefSeq lists its product as uncharacterized. The record is from RefSeq and is a predicted model, not a curated record. Lineage: Eukaryota; Viridiplantae; Streptophyta; Magnoliopsida; Fabales; Fabaceae.
UGAUUUCAUUUGCUUGCAACUACAAUAAACGUUGUUUGUUUUGGUUGUGUCCCAGACAAGACCAACUGUCUCUCCGAGUUUGUCUAUUUAUUUACAGUUCCACCAAUCUAGAAAAACACAAACACCAACUUCAACACACUUUCUUCAAUUCAAACACUUUCUUCUCUGUCUUUAAGAACAAGUGCAGAUCUGCACCCUUUGACUCCAAGAUGCUGCUAUUCCUACUCUGAAAAUGGAAAACAAGCAAAGUGCUGCUGGUACACAAGACAAUUCUAUGAUGAUGUCCAUUGAUCAAAGAGUACGCUCCACUAAAGGACGUAGUGAUGCACUGACUCGGCGUCUGAAGAAUCGAGAGAGACAACGUAGAUACAGGGCACGUAAGCGUUUAGAAGCUGAUACCACGGACUCUUUUGUUGUAGAACCGACAGCAGCAGUGCAAGAAGAGAUACAGCAAAAUGGGAAUCACAACAAUUUCGUGACACGGAUAUAUUGUAGUCGAGAUUGGAAAAAGGAUGCAAGGCGGGCUCAUGUUGCAAAGCAUCAAGAGAUGAAUGGACCUAUUGAUCAUUCAUUGACACUAACUAAUGUACCUGAGGUGAAAAGCUUAAGCGUCGUGAAUAAGUCAGAAACAAUGCUAGAUAGGGAAAUUCAAUUGGGAUCUUCUAGCGUUGUUUAUAAUGAAACACCUAGGACUGUGCUCGGUCGCAGAAAUUGGAAAGCAGAAGCCAGAAGAAAGAAAAACUAGUGAAUUUGUUUUCAUUUCUUCUUUUGAAGAGUACUUUUACCAGUGGAUUUCUGUUGUAUAAUAAAAUUCAUUUAGUGUAAAGAAUGAUGGAACCUGGUAACAUAAUUUGGACGGCUUUGAAAUUACGAGCACCGAGAAAAAAUGUGUUUCUGUCUCAUUUUCUACUUGGCUAUUUCAUACUUUUCAUUGCAGACACAGAAAGGGCAUUGAAAAACAUGCCUAAAACUAACUUGACUAUGAUGAUUGUUUGA